Cucurbitaria berberidis CBS 394.84 is the source of this 5058-nucleotide messenger RNA. RefSeq names its product clathrin heavy chain. Bases 1 to 5058 code for a protein of 1685 amino acids. NCBI's taxonomy places the organism in Eukaryota, Fungi, Ascomycota, Dothideomycetes, Pleosporales, Cucurbitariaceae. Gene Ontology annotation, cellular component: actin cortical patch; clathrin coat of trans-Golgi network vesicle; clathrin coat of coated pit. Gene Ontology annotation, biological process: Golgi to endosome transport; intracellular protein transport; receptor-mediated endocytosis. Gene Ontology annotation, molecular function: structural molecule activity; clathrin light chain binding. The transcript is spliced from 7 exons. The record is from RefSeq and is a predicted model, not a curated record.
AUGGCCCAGCGACCGGUUCCAUUGCACGUCUCGCAGCCGACGCUGCUCACGAACCUGAACAUUCUCCCGGCAUCAAUAUCAUGGCAGAAUUGUACGCUCGAGUCAGACAAGUAUGUCUGUGUGCGCCAGGUCAACAACGAAGCCAACGCUCCCGCCGAGACGGUCAUCAUCGAUCUCAAGAACACGAACAAUGUUAUCCGAAGGCCAAUUCGGGCGGACAGCGCCAUUAUGCACUUGACUGAGCCCAUCAUAGCUCUCAAGGCCCAAGGCCGGACGCUGCAGCUCUUCAACUUGGAGACCAAGGAGCGCCUACAAACAUACAGCCAUCAAGAGGACAUUCAAUUCUGGAGAUGGAUCAGCCAAACCACCCUCGCUCUCGUUAGCACAAAGGCCGUUUACCAUUGGGAUGUGCUCGACUCCAAAAACGCUGUUGCCCCGCGCAAGAUCUUCGACCGCCAGGAGCAGCUCGAGAACAACCAGAUCAUCAACUACGUAACCAACGAUGACGAGAGCUGGUCAUGCUUGGUAGGCAUCACAUCAAACCCAGCAGGCGGCAUUCGCGGCAACAUGCAGCUGUUCUCCAAGGCCAGGAAUGUGAGCCAGCCUCUCGAGGGUCAUGCCGCCACCUUCGGUACCAUUCGCCUCGAUGGCGCGCAGACAGAUACAAAGCUCUUCGCCUUCGCAGUCAAGUCAUCGUCUGGUGACGCGAAGAUCAACAUCGUCGAAGUCGACCACAAUGCCUCGAACCCGGCGUUCCCAAAGCGCCUCAUCCCGAUACAUUGGCCCGCCGAGGGUACCGGUGACUUCCCGCUCGGCAUUCACAUUGCGCAUAAAUACGGCAUCUUAAUUGUAAUCACCAAAUUUGGUUUCAUCCACCUCCACGACCUUGAGACUGGUACCGCUUUGUUCCUGAAUAGGAUCUCGGAGGAGACUGUGUUUACCACUGCGCGCGACGACGAAGGCACCGGUGUCGUCGUCAUCAACAAGCGAGGACAAGUGCUGCACACGACCAUCCGCGAAGACACCCUGAUCCCGUACAUCAUGGAGAACCCAGCGUGUGCGGAGAUUGCCUACAAGCUGGCCUCAAAAGGCGGACUUCCGGGCGCCGAUCAGCUGUACUCACAACGAUUCGAGACACUAAUGCAACAGGGCAAUUUCGCCGAAGCAGCAAAGGUUGCCGCUAACUCACCUCGAGGCUUCUUGCGCACAAUGAACACCAUCAACAGAUUGCGCCAGGUCCCCAGCCAGCCGGGUCAGAUCACUACCCUCCUUCAAUACUUCGGCCAGCUGCUUGACAAAGGUGGUCUAAACAAGGAGGAAACACUCGAACUGGCUCGCCCUGUAUUUGUCCAAGGUCGCAAGCACCUCAUUGAAAAGUGGCAGAAGGAGGGCAAACUUCACUGCUCAGAAGAGCUUGGAGAUCUCGCCAAACCCCACGAUCUAAACCUUGCCCUGGCUAUCUACAAGGAAGCCAAUGUGCCGCAGAAGGUGGUUGCGUCCCUCGCCGAGCUAGGUCACUACGAUCUCAUCCUACAGUACUGCAACGGCGUUGGAUAUACACCAGACUACAAUGUUCUCUUACAGCACGUUGUACGCAUUAACGCAGAGAAGGGCGCAGAGUUUGCAUCGCAGCUCGCGAAGAACGAGGGCGGGCCUCUUAUUAGCAUCGACCGCGUUGUCGACAUCUUCCAGUCACAGGGCAUGAUUCAGCAAGCGACCGCAUUCCUGCUUGACGUUCUUUCCAACGACCGAGAAGAAGAGGGUCAUCUACAAACGAAGCUGCUGGAGAUGAACUUGCUCAACGCUCCCCAGGUCGCGGAUGCCAUUCUUGGUAAUGAGAUGUUCCACCAUUACGACAAAGCUCGCAUUGCUCAGCUGUGCGAGAACGCUGGACUCCUCACGCGCGCCCUGGAACACAAUGACGACCCCGCCGCUGUUAAGCGUAUCAUCGUUCAGACCGACAAGUUGCCUGAGGAGUGGCUGAUCAACUACUUUGGUCAGCUCACAGUCGAGCUCUCGCUGGAAUGCUUGGAUGCUAUGCUUACGACAAACAUUCGGCAAAACCUCCAAGCGGUUAUCCGCAUCGCUCAGAAGUACUCUGACCUGCUCGGUGCCACCAAAAUCAUCGACUUGUUGGAACGGCAUCGGACGGCCGAAGGCCUAUACUUCUUUUUGGGAUCCAUUGUCAACGUCAGCGAAGACAAGGAUGUCCACUUCAAGUACAUCGAGGCUGCAACCACAAUGCAACAGAUGAAUGAAGUUGAGCGCAUUUGCCGCGAAUCGAACUACUACGACCCGGAGAAAGUAAAGAACUUCCUCAAAGAGGCCAAUUUGACCGAACAGCUUCCAUUGAUAAUUGUUUGCGACCGCUACAAUUUCAUCCACGACUUGGUCCUGUACCUCUACAAGAAGCAGCAGUUCAAGUCUAUCGAGGUCUACGUACAACGGGUCAACCCUGCCAGGACUCCUGCAGUUAUCGGCGGCCUUCUUGAUGUUGAUUGCGACGAGGGCAUUAUCAAAGGGCUAUUGGCCUCCGUAACACCCUCCUCAAUCCCAAUCGAUGAACUCGUCUCCGAGGUCGAGUCACGCAACCGCUUGAAGCUCCUCCUCCCGUUCCUAGAGCAGACUCUGGCUAGUGGCAACCAACAACAAGCUGUUUACAAUGCUUUAGCCAAGAUAUAUAUCGAUAGUAACAACAACCCGGAGAAAUUCCUUAAGGACAACGACCAGUACGAUACUUUGACCGUCGGUAAAUACUGCGAGAAGCGCGAUCCAAACCUGGCGUUCAUCGCAUACCAGAAGGGCCAGAAUGACCUCGAGCUCAUUCACAUCACCAACGAGAAUGCCAUGUUCAAGGCUCAGGCUCGUUACCUGCUUGAGCGAGCCGACUCGGAGGUGUGGGACUAUGUCCUCAGUCCCAACAAUAUCCACCGCCGCUCGUUGGUCGAUCAAGUUACGUCGUCGGCAGUUCCUUCUUCCACCGACCCUGACAAGGUUUCCGUUGCUGUGAAGGCGUUCAUCACAGGGGACAUGCCUUCUGAGCUGAUUGACCUCCUUGAGAAGAUCAUCCUAGAGCCGUCGACCUUCUCCGACAAUCCCAGCCUUCAGAACUUGCUCCUGCUCACCGCCUGCAAGUCCGAUCGCUCCAAGGUCAUGGGCUACAUCCAUCAGCUUGACCAAUUCACGCCCGAAGAUAUUGCUCAGCAGUGCAUUGAAGUUGGCAUGUACGAGGAGGCCUUCGAAAUCUUCAAAAAGCAACCAAACCACGAAGAGGCCGUCAAUGUCCUUAUUGAGCACAUUGUGAGCAUCGACCGUGCUCAAGAUUAUGCUGAGCGCGUGGAACUUCCUGAGGUCUGGAGCAGAGUCGCCAAGGCACAGUUGGAUGGUCUCCGUGUCACCGACUCAAUCGAGUCUUACAUUCGCGCCGGGGACCCAUCUAACUUCCUAGAAGUCAUUGAGACCGCCACCCAUGCAGGAAAGGACGAAGAUUUGAUCAAGUUCCUGAGGAUGGCCCGCAAGACUCUCCGCGAGGUUCCUGUAGACACUGCAUUGGCCUUCUGCUUUGCGCGUACCAACCAGCUACCCGAGCUUGAGGACUUCCUACGCGCCACCAAUGUCGCCGAUGUCGAAGCCUCCGGUGACAAGGCUUACGAAGAAGGUUACCACGAGUCGGCUAAGAUCUUUUACUCGAGCAUCUCGAACUGGGCUAAGCUUGCUACCACGCUGGUACAUCUCGAGGACUACCAAGCUGCAGUCGAAUGCGCGCGCAAGGCAAAUUCCGUCAAAGUUUGGAGACAGGUCAACGAAGCCUGCGUUGCAAAGAAAGAGUUCCGCCUUGCACAGAUAUGUGGUCUCAAUCUUAUUGUCCAUGCUGAAGAGCUUGCGGAUCUUGUCAAACAGUACGAGCGCAAUGGCUACUUCGAUGAGCUCAUCAGCCUACUUGAGGCUGGUCUUGGUCUAGAGCGUGCUCAUAUGGGCAUGUUCACCGAGUUGGGCAAUGCUCUCGCCAAGUACCACCCUGAGCGCGUCAUGGAACAUCUCCGCCUAUUUUGGAGCAGAAUCAACAUCCCAAAAAUGAUCCGCUCUUGCGAGGAAGCUCAUCUUUGGCCGGAACUCAUUUUCCUGUACGUCCAUUACGACGAGUGGGACAACGCUGCCCUGGCCAUGAUGGAGCGUGCAUCGGAUGCUUGGGAACACCAAGCGUUCAAGGACACCAUUACCAAGGCCACCAACGUCGAGAUCUACUACCGUGCUUUGGGUUUCUACCUGGAGGAGCAGCCGACGCUUCUUACCGACUUGCUGCAAGCGCUCACUGCCAGGAUUGAUGUCAAUCGUGUCGUUCGUAUGUUCGUCAAGUCGGACAACAUUCCUCUGAUCAAACCCUUCCUUCUUAACGUGCAGUCGCAGAACAAGCGUGAGGUCAACAACGCUCUCAACGACCUUUUGAUUGAAGAGGAGGACUACAAGACAUUGCGCGACUCGGUCAACAACUACGACAACUACGACCCUGUUGACCUUGCCCAACGUCUCGAGAAGCACGACCUUGUUUUCUUCCGCCAGAUCGCGGCCGACAUCUACCGUAAGAACAAGCGGUGGGAGAAGUCUAUCGCGCUCUCGAAGCAAGACAAGCUGUUCAAGGACGCUAUCGAGACUUCGGCCUUGUCGAGCAAGUCAGAAAUCGUCGAGGAGCUGCUCCGUUACUUUGUGGACAUUGGCAGCCGCGAGUGCUACGUCGGCAUGCUUUAUGCUUGCUACGAUCUCAUCCGCCCAGAUGUCAUCCUAGAGAUGUCGUGGCGUAACGGUCUUCAUGAUUUCACCAUGCCGUACAUGAUCAAUCUUCUCUCUCAACAGACGGCAGCGAUUGAAGUGCUAAAACGCGAUAAUGAAGAGCGCAAGGCUCGCGAAACGUCGCAACAGAAGCAGGAGGAUAACACGCCUAUUCUGGGUUCGCGCCUGAUGCUCACGCAGGGUCCGAUCGCCUCGGCGCCGUCUCCGGGCCCUUACGGACAGGCCAACGGGAUUGCUCCUCAGCCGACGGGCAGCUUCCGAGCCUUUUGA